Messenger RNA from Suricata suricatta (meerkat), 2133 nucleotides. Its product is annotated as retinoblastoma-like protein 2. Lineage: Eukaryota; Metazoa; Chordata; Mammalia; Carnivora; Herpestidae. The record is from RefSeq and is a predicted model, not a curated record. Bases 677 to 1387 code for a protein of 236 amino acids. The transcript has 5 exons. Gene Ontology annotation, molecular function: RNA polymerase II transcription regulatory region sequence-specific DNA binding. Gene Ontology annotation, biological process: cell differentiation; negative regulation of G1/S transition of mitotic cell cycle; regulation of transcription by RNA polymerase II. Gene Ontology annotation, cellular component: transcription regulator complex; chromatin; nucleus.
UGAGCUCAUGACCUGAGCCGAAGCUGGAUGCUUAACCGACUGAGCCACCCAGGUGUCCCUACUUUAAACACUUUGAAUAUGUUGUUCCACUGUCUCCAGUUUCUGUAGUUUCUGAUGCGAAGGUACCUGUUACUUCCUUGGGGUUUCCUAGUAAGCAAGACGUUUUUUGUUUUGAUGCUCUCAAGAUUUUCUCCCUUCCUUUGGCUUUCAGCAUUUUCACUAUAUGUCUGGGUAUGGAUCUCUUUGCAUUGAUCCUAUACUUGAAAUUCUUAGAACUUCCUGGAUGUAUGGGUUACUGUGUUUUAAAUUUGGAAAGCACUGAACCUUUAUUUAUUUUAACCUUUUUUCUGCUUCUCUCCUGUGUAUGUUUGGUGAAUGAUGUUCACAGCUCCCUAAAGCUAUGUUCAUUUUUCUUCAUUCCUUUUUCUCUGUUCUUCAGAUUCCACAGCCUAUCUCAAGUUUAAUUUUUUUUUCUUUUGCCAAUUUAAAUCUGUUUUGUCCCUCUGGUGAAUUCUUCGUUUGUUAACUGUACUUUUUUAGUGCAUGUCUUUGUUCAGAUAGCACUUACUCCCUCUUUUGUUAUUGAAUUUUAAUAGGUUUUCUUGAAUACAUAGUUCUUCAUUUUUCAUAUGCCCUUAGGACCACUUCCAGAGACUUGACAUGGCUGUUUGUUUAUAUGAUGGUCACCACUUGCACCGGGGAGCAGAGUCACAGAGCUCUUCAGAACAUUUUGCUUGAAGUCAAUUUCUCUCUCAGGAUACUCUUAUUUUUCCAGGUCACAAAAGAAGACAAGUCCUUCCAGAAUAUUAUGCGUUGUUAUAGGACUCAGCCACAGGCCCGGAGCCAGGUGUACAGAAGUGUUUUGAUAAAGGGGAGAAGGAAAAGAAGAAACUCCGGCAGCAGUGACAGCAGAAGCCAUCAGAAUUCUCCAACAGAACUAAACAGAGACAGAACUGCCCUAGCGCUCUCUCUGUUUACUGCCCCGUGCCUGCCCGCUGCAGCCAGCAGAGACUCCAGCCCCGUCAUGAGGUCCAGCAGCACCCUGCCGGUCCCACAGCCCAGCAGCGCCCCUCCGACACCGACUCGCCUCACAGGCGCCAACAGCGACAUGGAGGAGGAGGAGAGGGGCGACCUCAUCCAGUUCUACAACAACAUUUACAUAAAACAAAUUAAAACAUUUGCCAUGAAGUACUCCCAGGCAAACGUCAUGGAUGCUCCUCCUCUCUCCCCCUACCCGUUUAUAAGGACAGGCUCUCCUCGCCGGAUCCAGCUGUCUCAGAAUCAUCCCAUCUACAUUUCUCCACAUAAAAAUGAAACAACUCUUUCUCCGAGAGAAAAGAUUUUCUACUACUUCAGCAACAGUCCUUCAAAGUUCACUCUGCUGUAAAUCUGGAGUUUAGAAUUUUAAAUGGAGUAAAAAUCCCCAAAUUUUUGUUAAGAAAACCUCGAUCUCUAAACUGAAGAUUGAAUAUCUAUUUCUGGGGCAGGCAGCGUCUCUGUCCAAAGGGAGCAGCGGACGUUGCGCACAGCGCCGUGUGCUAGUCCUGUUAGUGCCCAUCUGGGCAGCGGCGGCCUCUGUCCGCGAGUGGGGGAAGCUUGCAUCAGACCUUCCUGAGAAAGGUGAUCAGUGAGGUGCUGACAUCCAGGAAGCAGGAGAAACGGGGAAAGAACACAGUGUCCUUGAGGCAGGAAGGCUGGAUCACUGGGAAUCCUGUGCUGUGUUUAGGAGGACAGCUUGAUCCCACAGGCCUAUGAUGCUCGUAUUCAUAAACACAUGUUAAAAAAGAGACUAGACUCCUCAAACCAACAUGUCAGUGUCAUGAGGAGAAGAGUAGAUGGGGGAGGUGCUGUUCUGGAGUGAGGAGGAGGUGACAGGACACUCACAUGCAGAACUUGCACUGCAUUCAGCACAGAAAAGCACAGUAAGGAGGACAUUUUGGGGACAAGUGGGAAAACUUAAUGUGGACUUGAAUGUUAAAUAUUAAAAUUUGUUAAAUUCCUUUGGUAUUGAUACUACUGGAUUAUAUAGGAGAAUGUUUAAAGUAUUCACAGGUGAAAUGAACAACGGUAGUAAAGUGUUAAUGGUUGAUAAUUGGGUGUUCAAUGUAAGAUUCUUCCAACUUUUCUUUUAAA